Messenger RNA from Capsella rubella, 817 nucleotides. RefSeq lists its product as uncharacterized. Lineage: Eukaryota; Viridiplantae; Streptophyta; Magnoliopsida; Brassicales; Brassicaceae. The transcript has 3 exons. Bases 37 to 624 code for a protein of 195 amino acids. Gene Ontology annotation, cellular component: mitochondrion. The record is from RefSeq and is a predicted model, not a curated record.
UCUAUCUUCUUGUGACUGACGAAGGAAGAAAAAACAAUGGCGAUGCUUCUACAAGUUCCUCCUUCUUCUUCUUCUACCUUGUUGAACACCACAAACCCUAAAAUCAGAUUCUUCUACUCUUCAAUUCGAGUUUCUUCAACGAGAUUCAGAUGCAGAGCCGUUCGCGAGAAGGCCGAAGAGGUUGAGAAGAAGAACGUUUCUUCUUCUUCUUCCUCUGCUGAGGAAGUUACCAAGAAAUAUGGACUUGAAGUUGGUUUAUGGAAGAUAUUGAGCUCUAAAGAUGAAGAAGGAGUUGAUGGAGAGAAUAAGAAGAAGAAGUCAAAGACAGAUGAGGCUAAAGAGUUGCUAGCUAAGUAUGGAGGUGCUUAUCUCGCCACGUCAAUUACUCUUUCACUCAUUUCGUUUUCUCUGUGCUAUGUCCUUGUCACUUCCGGUGUUGAUGUUCAAGCUCUUCUUCUCAAGGUUGGGAUUUCGACUAAUGAGACAGGAGAGAAAGUAGGAGCCUUUGCUUUGGCUUAUGCAGCGCAUAAAGCUGCAUCCCCGAUAAGGUUUCCGCCUACCGUGGCUUUGACUCCUAUUGUAGCCAACUGGAUUGGGAAGAAAGUGGACAAAGAAAAUGAAUAGUAUAGCUUAUUUUGGAGGUAUUGAAAUGUAGAUGUUAUACAUAUUAUAACCACCAUACCAAAUCAUACACAUUUGGAACAUUCUUGAAUCUUAACUUUUCUACUUUCUAUGUAAUAUGAUGAUGAGUUAGAAAAGAUACAGAACCAAAGUGUGGUAGAAUACAAGUUGUGAAGUAUAGCUUUAGACUUGUCCA